Molecule: messenger RNA, 1336 nt
Organism: Branchiostoma floridae (Florida lancelet)
Lineage: Eukaryota; Metazoa; Chordata; Leptocardii; Amphioxiformes; Branchiostomatidae
Product: zinc finger protein 782-like
Exons: 3
Coding region: 19-804 (261 amino acids)
Biological process (GO): regulation of transcription by RNA polymerase II
Cellular component (GO): nucleus
Molecular function (GO): RNA polymerase II transcription regulatory region sequence-specific DNA binding; DNA-binding transcription factor activity, RNA polymerase II-specific
Source: RefSeq, a predicted model, not a curated record
GCUACCUUAUCCAUCCAUAUGAGAAUCCACACAGGGGAAAGACCGUACAAAUGUGACCAGUGCGACUAUUCUGCAGCAUGGAAAACUGCUUUGAAGCAACACCGAGCAAAACACACUGGAGAUAAACCCUUCGUGUGUGGGGAGUGUGGGUACAGGACAGCUUAUAACAUGACUUUAGCCAGACACAUGAGAACCCACACAGGAGAAAAACCCUACAAGUGUGACCAGUGUGACUAUUCUGCAGCACAGAAAUAUGAUUUGAACAACCAUCGAGCAAACCAUACAGGUGAGAAACCCUACAUGUGUUCUGAGUGCGGGUUCAUGACUGCAAACACGUCCAACUUAGCCAAACAUAUGAGAACCCACACAGGUGAGAAACCCUACAAAUGUGACCACUGCGACUAUGCUGCUGCACGGAAAAGCGGGUUAAACCGCCAUCAAGCGAAACAUACUGGUGAUAAACGCUUCGUGUGCAACGAGUGUGGGUUUAGGACAGCUAGAAGGUCACACUUAAACCUACAUAUGAUGACCCACACAGGAGACAGACCAUACAAGUGUGACCAGUGUGACUAUUCUGCAGCACAGAAAAGGCACUUGGAUCAACAUCUUACAAAACACACGGGUGAGAAACCCUUCAUGUGUGAUAAAUGUGGGUACAGGACGGCUUAUCAAACGGACUUUUCCCGACACAUGAGAACUCACACAGGAGAAAAACCCUACAAGUGUGACCAGUGUGACUAUUCUGCAGUACAAAAACGCCAGUUGGACAAACAUUUAGCAAAACACACCGAUGAGAAACCCUAACUAUGUGGGGAGUGUGGAUACAGGACGGCUCAGAAGAUUUACUUAUCUACACACAUAGGUGAAAAACUGUGACCAGUGUGACUUUUCCGCUGCACAGAAAGAUUCUUUAGACAAACAUCUAGCAAAACACACUGGCAAGAAACCCUACAAUGUGUGUGACUUCAGGCCACAAAGAAAUUCUGACUUAUCGCGACACAUGAGAACACACAAGGGAGAGAAACCUCACAAGUGUGAUCAGUGUGACUAUUCUGCAGCUCGGAAAUCUGACUUGCCACACACGAGAACACACACAGGACAUGUUUGGUGCCCGCUGUCAGGACGUCCCAUGUGCAGAGACCAGACACGUUCAGCCGGCGCUACCAGGUUCGGUUAGGGGAGGAAACCAUCCAGGCACCCAUGGGUCUGUUUUACCCCCAGCUGUUUGGGCUGGUCGCCAGCAGCCUGGUGCACACCCAGCUGAGGAACCAGGGUGACCCGGAGGAUAUCCACGAUGAGCACUACGUCCUGCAGACACAGAGCACACAGCAGCAGG